UUUUUUUUCACCAAUCUCCUGUGCCUGCGAAAUUGUUGUAAAUGUAUAAAUAAAAUUACCGAGACGAGCUUAAGCAUCGUGGCAAACAUGGAAGAAAAGCAAGUUAUUGAUGAACUUCCAUAUUUUCCUGAAAAAUAUCCGGGAAAAGCAUGUUGUCUAUGUAAUCUUGGAGAGCGCAGCGCCCUGGGUCAGGGAACAAUGCUUCAACUAAAAGUGCCUACCAAUUUCAUCGAACAACAUCCAACGUUUCCCACUGUCAGCACGGAUAAAGAACUGGAACUGUAUCGUAAAUUAAGUACUGCCACAAGAAGUAAAACAGGCAAUGUCGAGAACACCUAUGAAUUGAACAGAAUCGGCUUUGCGGAAAUGCUAAAUGCUGCAGUGUUUAUUGAUGAUGGCUUUGUUUAUGUGCACCAAAUGUGUAUAAUGUGGUCGCUGCGUAAGGUGCAAGUUACGGAUUUAGAAGUAGCACAGUUAUUAAGUAAUCUUCCUGAGUUUCUGGAGCAAAAAUGUAGCUUUUGUGGUCAGCAUGGAGCGUCAGUAACGUGUAAGAUGAACUGCCGACAAGUGCAUCACUGGCCCUGUGCUGCUGCAGCUAGCUGUUUGCUUAUUUUGGAGAGUUUUACAUUAUUUUGUACCGAACAUUUAAGCCAGGUUCCAUUAAUUUGUACCGACAAUAAUGUUGAAUGCCUUAGCUGCUCUUCAUUGGGCGAUCUAUCAAAAAUCGUUAUGUGCUGUUCGUGUGGCGAUCAUUUUCACACCACAUGCAUAGGACUUGCAAACCUACCCGAUACGCGCUCUGGGUGGAAUUGCUCUCGCUGCACAAAAUGCCAGAUUUGCAGGCAAUCCGAUACAAUGGACAUCAAAUUUGUGAAAUGUGAGCAAUGCCAAAAGAUCUACCACGCCACCUGCCUGCGCCCAAUCAUAUCCUCAGUACCCAAAUACGGCUGGAAAUGCAAUCGCUGUCGUGUCUGCACGGACUGUGGCUCACGUACACCGGGCGGAGGAAGCUCAUCGCGCUGGCAUAGUCACUAUACCAUCUGUGAUUCUUGCUAUCAGCAAAGGAACAAAGGUUUUUCCUGUCCGAUUUGCCAAAAGGCUUAUAGAGCAGCUGCAUACAAAGAAAUGGUUAAAUGCAGCUGGUGUCAUAAGUUUGUUCACAGCACUUGUGACGAGGAAGCUGAUUUAACUGCUUAUCACCGAAAAAAGGAAUAUAAUCCCGACUAUGACUAUGUCUGCCCCAAUUGCAAAUGUAAUCCAACAAAUGCGACAUUUAAAACUGAACCGUUGGAGCGCAGCAUUAGCGAAACACAAGCGACAGAACAGUUUAAGGAUGUGGACUUAGUUCCAUUGGAUAACAAGUGUUUGGUGGAAGUGGGUGGAAGUGAAGAUCCAUUGAAGUUACCUGGUACAAAAAGAAAAGUUUGCAUAUCCAAUAUGCGUGGGAAGGGUGGGAAGUUUGUGCUGCAACGUAUGGGCGCAAUGUCGUCACAGCUGGUCGGAAAGAAGCGCAGCUCACGGGGCAAAGGACGUCAGUUGGUGCUUCAAGGCGGAACUUCGAAUGAGCGCUACAUAAGUCGCAAUUUGGACACUGACUUUUCAAGUGACAAGAAAAUGCUACUCUGCUCUGAGCGCGAUAAAUUCAUAAUCACGCAGGAUGUUUGCGUCAUGUGUGGUUCUGUGGGUAUAGAAAGCGACUCCGCGCUAAUUACCUGCGCUCAAUGCGGCCAAUGUUAUCACACAUAUUGCGCCAGUGUCAAGCCCUCUCGGAGUAUACUGCAAAAAGGCUGGCGUUGCCUCGAUUGCACAGUUUGCGAGGGUUGCGGCAAAAAGAAUGACGAAGCACGCCUGCUGCUUUGCGAUGAAUGUGACAUAUCCUAUCAUAUCUACUGUGUGAAUCCACCGCUCGAAACAGUGCCACAUGGUAAUUGGAAAUGCUCUUUUUGCACUAUUUGCCAAAAGUGCGGUCACAAUCCUAGCGAAAAAGGCGACAACGCGGAUCCUGAGUGUCCACCCUGUGCUAGCCAAACAGCUUGCGUUAUUUGCAAGAAGUCCUACAGGGAAGGCGAAAUGAUUAUUCAAUGUGAGAGUUGCGCCUUUUGGUCACACUUUCUAUGCGAUUCUCAGAAUACGCAACUUAAAUUUGAGUAUUAUGCCAAUAAUUUUUACAAAUGCUUAAAAUGCCGUAAGGGCACCAAAAUGACGGCUUUACAAUUAAACUGCACUGAAGAUGUAAUUGCCACUACAAAAUAUUCAUCUGACUUAAGCCAAGAGCCAAAGAAUGGUAAUAGCUUGGCUCUAGGAAACGAGCUACUGGAGAGCUCAGAAGCUAUACACUGGAUCGAUGGAGUUUGCCUUAGCGAAAGCGGAUUAAAUAUGAUAAAGUCACUGUCAACGGAAAUAAAACGCAAGCGUAAGAUGCGCCAAACUUUGAUCCAUGCCAAUAAGGAUGGACAAAUGGAUGCUAACUUGGCCGAUGAAUCGCCAGGUGAAGUCUUUAAGGAUGGCAUGAUAUGGGAAAAGACAGACACAAGCUUACCGGAGGGUUUUUCGAUUUCCACAAAUGAUGAUGGUGUGCACAUUUUGCGCAAAAAGCGUCAACGUAACUUACAAAAAUUGGGCAUUGGUGGUUUCUCCGUGCGGAACCGAGCGCUCAAAAAGGAUAAUGACGAGACUGUUGAUCAGUUGAAUGCCAUGUUGACCGUAGACAAAAAAAAGAAAAUGAUGCGCAAAAAACAAAAGAAUAGAUUAAUUGAAGCAUAUCCCGCCUACUUGCAAGAGGCUUUUUUUGGCAAACCACUAUUAGAGUCAGGCGAUGUGGCGGUGUACGAAUCUGAAUCUUCUGAUGAAAUCGACACAUCUAUGAAGGCAUUCUUUACGCAAGCAAAUGGUACAAAACAUGUUGAGGAGCACACUCGAAGUCCAUUCAAGUCGAUGAAGAAGACCAAAGCUGAGAAGCCCAUGCCAGAGACUAUGAAUGUUUUUGUGGAGCAAUCUGUAGCAAUGAGACAGAAAAACAAUCCCGUUUUUGCAGGGGAUGAUACUAUGUUUGACGCGUCCGUAACCGAAAUUGCCAACAAUACAUCAACACAAGUUCAAACUAUGGACUCACUUGUUCCUCAGGGUAUACCAGAAAUUGACCUGGCAGCUAGUACUGUCAAUUUUAUUCCGCAAAAAGAUAUAAAGCCCAAUGUGUGUGAGCAGUCCACUACAGCGUUAGUGGAUAAUUAUAGUGUUUCACCGCAGUUGAAGCCAGAGCAAAAGUUGCAUACGCAAUUACCUAUGAGAGGAAUGCCACCACAAUUUUAUCAACAAACAAAAGUGCCAAACAUGACUACACAAUUGCCACAACAAAUUGAAGAGAUUAAACCAGCUGAGCCUGUACUGGAGGGCAUAACUGCUGGUCCUCAAAAGACGGCUGAGAAAAUGCGCAAGGAUGAGGAGCUUGGUCUAAUGGCUACCAUAUCGGCUGUGCUUUAUGCCAACACUGAACAUGCCAAUUUAAAGGAGCUCUAUCCUAAUUGGAACGAUCGCUGCAAGCAGAUUCUGAAAAAGUGGCGGUCAUUGUGCAAUGAAAAAAAGGCGCCGUUCUUGCAAAAGGCCAAGGAUAAUAGAUCUGCGUUGCGACAAAGGCGUGAACAGUGCAAGAUAAGUCAGCCGACAAAGUUAAACCAGCUUCCAGUAAAGCAAGAUGAUUCUUCAGUGCGUGCUUGGAAGCAUCAUCCGUGUAAUCCAAAGGAAGAACAAACGCAAUUGUUUGGGAAUUACAAUGGCAUCGCAUAUGACAACUGCUAUAUGGGAACGAAUAUUCAGAAUAUAAAUUCGCUCCAUGCAGCAGCGGGAGCAGCGGCACCAAUGCUCACUGAGAGUAUUGCUGUCAAAUCUGCAGUGCAGCGAACUACUGGCCAAAAUUCCACGACAGUUUCUUCAGCUGUAUCAUUGAAAAUGUCUUCUUCGUUGGAGCAACGUUUGGAAAGCAGUGCAACGUAUGGCAGUGAAACAGUUGGAGAUAAGAAAUUAAGAAAUCUACUGCAGAAAAGUAAUGACCACGUGUUUAUGGGCUCAGGCUCUGAGUAUUUUUUGCAAAAUGAUGUCUUAAGACUAGGUAUGAUGCAGAGCUCGCAAAAUAAUCCCAUGUUGAGCAUGAGUGGUAAUCCACAGCAUACGGAGGUGCGAGGAAUUGAUAAUGAUAAACAUCAGAUAGACAUAAAGAUGACAGAGUCACAAGAGGCAAUUUCAUCUACAGCAGUUGAGCUAGAAAAUGUGGGCUUCGGUGAUAUAUUGGGCGGUUUUGGUGAGGGAGAUGAUGAUGAUUUACUGAAAUCCCUAACAUCCGAGAUAGGUGACGAUUUUAAUAUUCUUGAGUAUGCUGAUCCAGAACUUGAUGUUAACGUACUUAACACAUUGGAUUUUGAGGACAAUGAAAAGAGCUCAGCGUAAACAUAAGACAUAGUUUUUUGGUUGCUACGUAUACAGUUUACUGUAUAUAUAGUGUAAAGCUAAUUAUAAGCUAUAGUAUAUGUUAUUUUAUAAGCAAAUUCCUCCAUAAGCUUCUAAUAUUUAAAUAGCUGUGCCCUUAUACUCCAAGUCGUAUAUAAUUUCAUUGUUGUGAUAUUAAACUUCAAUGGACGUUUUUGAUAAAAAAAAAGUCUAAGUAUACAUGUAUUUUUAUAAACCAAUAAAAUG
Molecule: messenger RNA, 4686 nt
Organism: Drosophila busckii
Lineage: Eukaryota; Metazoa; Arthropoda; Insecta; Diptera; Drosophilidae
Gene: Lpt
Product: histone-lysine N-methyltransferase 2C
Exons: 9
Biological process (GO): positive regulation of transcription by RNA polymerase II
Cellular component (GO): MLL3/4 complex
Molecular function (GO): histone binding; histone H3K4 methyltransferase activity; transcription coactivator activity
Source: RefSeq, a predicted model, not a curated record